This is a messenger RNA of Aspergillus viridinutans, 456 nucleotides long. Its product is annotated as MAPEG family protein. Gene Ontology annotation, cellular component: membrane. The transcript has 3 exons. Lineage: Eukaryota; Fungi; Ascomycota; Eurotiomycetes; Eurotiales; Aspergillaceae. The record is from RefSeq and is a predicted model, not a curated record. Bases 1 to 456 code for a protein of 151 amino acids.
AUGUCUCAGAACAAUUACUCCAUCCAUUCGAUUGCCGCGGCAUACGCCGUUGGUCUGUUCCCUCACGGCUAUUACUAUGUCAAGAUGAUGGCCAAUGCCAAGGAACACGCUACAAACGUUGUACCGCGCGAGAACCUGUCCAAUCUCAAAGGCCGCCUGCCAGCCGAGAUCUGGCAGCAGCUCGCCAAAGCCCGAGGCGCACAUCUGAAUGCGAUGGAAGGAUUGCCUCUUUUCGCUGCUGCAAUGCUCGCUGGAAACCUGGCUAAACUUCCCUCGGGCGACUUGAACACGCUUUCCUUGGAGUAUAUCGGCAUCCGACUCUUGUAUACGGCUUUGUACAUGGGAGCCAAGUCUGAGGCUAUCAGCUAUUUGCGUACGGGUGUGUGGGCAUGGAGCAUAUCGAUCCCGAUUUGGGGAUUGAUCCAGGCUGGACGGGCUCUGAACAAUGGUGAGUGA